AUGAAGGCCAACAUCCUUCUCGCAUUCUCCCUGCCGCUCGGGCUGGUCCUAACCUAUCCCAAAGGCCACGAGGCUCUCACGUCAACCAAGAGUUCUUACUCCCCGACUUAUCUCCAAGUGAUCCCCAUCACUGAUAAACCUGAACCAUCUCACAACACCUCACCAACCACAGCCUCCAGCCAUACAACAGCAUCAUCCAUCAUCAUCCCAGCCAUCCCGAACCAUUCUCCGUCAUCCCCAAUAAGCAGCAUCUCCACACCAUCCCCAUUCCCCUUGUUUGUUAAUGCUUCCUCCAACUUACUGCCAUGCCACGGCCCGGUCAACGGCGGCAAGCCGGAAGGUUCAUCAGCAUACUGUGCCCAGACAAGGCAGGUUACAUACUAUAAUCUUAGUGCUUUGCCUGGGACACGGUAUCUGGAUGUGAAGGGGGUGGAUGAGACCACGGGGAAGUGCACGUUAGUUAAUCGGACGGUGGAGGGAUUGUUGGGGCCUUUUGAUGAGCCGAUGGCUCUCUACUUCCGUGGCCCCAUUAACCUGAAGCAAAUCGCGGUGUACACCACACCUGGUCGAGCUCAUCAAGACAGGUCGUACCCUGAGAGCUCUCAAAGCUCUAAAGAUGGUCUGGGAGAUGGAGAUACCGUCACCGAUGAUAGUUUUGAUACAGAUGACCAAGACGAUAAACUAGAGGAGAGAGAAAAAGGGCUUGAGAGGCGGGACCCCCUUGAGACUACAACUGCUUUUGUCACCGUGACUAGCGGCAUUGUUACCGUGACAGAGAAGGUGCUUCCAACAUUAUCAUCGACCGUCACAGCGCCAAUAAUAGUUACAAGCACGGUUUUGACAACUGUCAUAGUGGGAGGAACUUCAGAUGGCUCCAUCUUAUUAUCCCCUGCCAAGUCAACAGUCUUUGUCACCGUCACAGAGACCACGGCUGGUUUUACAACUUUUGUGUAUCCUUCCAUGUCGACGGUGACGGGUUUAACCACGAGGACAACAACUGUCACCAUUUUCAGCACCAUUGAUACGCUCGGAGUAUCUUCUCCAGACCCAAUCACAAGCACUUUGGCAUUGGAUCCAAUCACUGAAGAUGGUGGCCUCUAUGAAGGGACAAUAAGCAUCGAAUCCAGCUUUGGCAUAACUACGAGCAUAUCAAGCACAAUACAGACACAAACAACAUCACUCAGCACCAGCAUCCCAUCAUCAUCCCCAGACCCCUCAGACACUCUCCACCAAGGCGUCAUCCGCCAAGCCUACUACAACGCCGCACAACAAAAGGCCCAAGGCCUGGUCUUCUUCGGAAAGUAUGGCUCCUCAGGAUCAACCAAUAAAUUCGGCUCUUCCCUGUCCUACCUCAACGCAACUGGCACAGGCAGCGCAUCCAACACAACAGUGCUUGCUGAUACAAUCAUACCGUCUUCCUUUGAUGGGUACAUCAUGAGUGACAUGCCAUGCCAGGGGGCAAGCUAAGGCUUCCCCACCCCCGUCCAAAGCACAACCCUCUACCUGCUCGAGUUUUCCCUUCCCCACGACAACACCACCACUCCCAAAACCUUCCAAGGCGGCGCCACACUUCUCAACAACCCCACUCUAACCCUCCUCAACGCCCGCAUCCCCCUCACCACUUCUUCCUCCCCCGGGAGCCCCUCUUGUUCCUGCUGGUCAACAGGCUGCGGCCUGCUCAACAUCCUUUCCUUCCUUGCGCCAGACUAUACCCGCGCGGUCAGUUCACUGCAGGCAUCUUCUCUCCAGCUCAACACCCGCUCUUCUUCUUCGCCUACCAACCGAACCUCCCAUAAGGGGGGGAAUGAUCCCUCCCAGGGCCCGCUGUCUGCAACGGUCGGCAGCAAGAUGAACGUUCAGCACCGAGUCUUGGACUGGCUCCCUAGGCCAGCAGACAUAGCCAAGCCGGGCAGGCUGGCAGUGAUUGUAGAUAACGGCGGGGUUGUUUGGGGAGAUGGGACGAUUACCAUUCGCUGGUUGGACGAGAGUGCAGCAUUUGGGAGGGGGGAAUUCCCGGGGUACAUGACGGCGGAGGAGGUGAAGGGGUUGAUGGGGGUGUGA
Molecule: messenger RNA, 2061 nt
Organism: Thermochaetoides thermophila DSM 1495
Lineage: Eukaryota; Fungi; Ascomycota; Sordariomycetes; Sordariales; Chaetomiaceae
Source: the annotation of a RefSeq genome assembly